This is a messenger RNA of Brassica oleracea var. oleracea, 1222 nucleotides long. Its product is annotated as cyclin-dependent kinase inhibitor 4-like. Lineage: Eukaryota; Viridiplantae; Streptophyta; Magnoliopsida; Brassicales; Brassicaceae. Gene Ontology annotation, molecular function: cyclin-dependent protein serine/threonine kinase inhibitor activity. The coding region runs from base 33 to 773 and encodes 246 amino acids. Gene Ontology annotation, biological process: negative regulation of cyclin-dependent protein serine/threonine kinase activity. The record is from RefSeq and is a predicted model, not a curated record. The transcript is spliced from 3 exons. Gene Ontology annotation, cellular component: nucleus.
UCUCUCUCUCUCUCUCUCUCUCUGAGCUUUCCAUGAAAAGCGUCGGGAAAAUGGGGAAAUACAUAAAGAAGAGCAAACUCGACGGAGAAUCUCUACCUCUAAUGGACGUCUCUCCUUCUCCCCUCGGUGUCCUCACUCGAGCCAAAUCCCUAGCUCUCCAGCGCCGCCUUCAAAAACCCUCGCCUUCCUCCUCCUCGCCGUCGAAACAGAAGACGACUACGGAUUGCGUCGGCGGCGGCGGUGGGUCGUAUCUUCAGCUAAGGAGCCGUCGGCUCCAGAAGAAGCCGCCGAUUGUAGUGAUUCGUCGGAGAAAGAAGCAGCGGAGGGUCCGGAACCCUAACCCUAGCCCUCAAAAUCAGGAUUCGGGUCGUGGGUCUGGCGGUGGUGACGGGUCUAGGUCCGAUUCGGUUGGUGAGAGUGGUGUGUGUGGUAAAGCGAAGGACUUUAACGGUGAAAUCAACGUGGCUGAGCUUCAAGGCAGUGAAAGUUUCAACAGGACCACAAGGGAAUCCACGCCAUGCAGUUUGAUGAGAAAACCGGAAAGCCCGGGAUCAUCCACUAAGCUUAACAAUGGUGUAAGUGACAACAGCAACGAGAGAGAAGAGAGUUUGUCAGGCAGCCGUGGUCACCUACCAACCACACCUGAAAUGGACGAGUUCUUCUCCGGUGCUGAAGAAGAGCAACAAAAGAUAUUCAUUGACAAGUACAACUUUGAUCCUGUGAACGAACAACCACUACCAGGACGGUUUGAAUGGAAGAAGGUAGAUGAUUAGAGACAACAAAACCAAAGGGUGGGGUGGUGUUAAUAGUUAACAACGCUAUAUUAACAUUUUCCUGCUAAUUAUCGGUUUGAUCUUUUAUUUCCAUCAUCCGUUUCUUAACUUUCUCAACAUGUAAAGAACUUAGGAUAAAAAAACGCAUGUAGCGUUUUUAAAUUGGUGUCUGUAACAACAUAAGGCUGAAAAGGGUUUGUGUAACACAGAACUGAUACCAAUCCUUUUCAGGUCUAAACAGAUCACCUUAGUAGUAGUAGUAGUAGUAGUAGUAGUACUAAACCAUAAGUGGAGGUUAACCCAAAGUCUGUUGGCGUUUAGGGGUUUAGAGUUGUUUCGGUUAAUGGUUUAUUGAAGUCUUUUCAUAACUCUUUGUCUUGUAUCCAUUUGUGGUGUAUACAUGUACUGAUCUGAAAACUCGUUUCAAUAAAGACUUAUCCUUCUCUGUC